Molecule: messenger RNA, 2403 nt
Organism: Spodoptera litura
Lineage: Eukaryota; Metazoa; Arthropoda; Insecta; Lepidoptera; Noctuidae
Product: Hormone receptor 51
Biological process (GO): regulation of DNA-templated transcription
Molecular function (GO): DNA-binding transcription factor activity; zinc ion binding; sequence-specific DNA binding
Source: RefSeq, a predicted model, not a curated record
AUGGAGGUAGCUCAAACUCCUUUGCAGUUGACUCAAGAUCACACGGAUGGGAGAAUGACUGGUGAAGGCAACGCAUCACCUCUACGAUGGUCCCCUCCGUCCUCAGCUGCAUUGGUGGCAGCUGCCCUAGCUCCACCAGCGUUACGACCCUGGCUACCAGACCCACCCAGCAAGAAGACCAACCAUUUGGGUCUGAUCUGCGUGGUCUGCGGUGAUACAAGUUCCGGCAAACACUAUGGCAUCCUCGCUUGUAACGGCUGCAGUGGAUUCUUCAAGAGAUCUGUCAGGAGGAAACUUAUUUACAGAUGUCAAGCAGGCACGGGGCGCUGUGUCGUGGACAAAGCUCACAGAAACCAGUGCCAAGCCUGCAGAUUGAAGAAAUGUCUCGCGAUGGGAAUGAACAAAGAUGCGGUACAGAACGAGCGGCAGCCCCGAAACACAGCCACCAUCAGACCUGAAGCUCUGAGAGACAUGGACCAGGAGAGAGCUCUUAGAGAAGCUGCCGUUGCUGUCGGGGUAUUUGGGCCACCAGUCUCCCUCGCAAUGGCACUAUCGCCAGCUCGCUAUCCAUUGCUGUCUCCGCACUACGCUCCACUGCCGCCGCCCCAACCGACGCAGCAACCUCAACCAGACUCCUCGCAUGAUCACAACGAGGAGGGCAAUGUGCAUACUGAUAGUGAUGAUGACAGUAUCGACGUGACUAACGAAGAAGAUUCCACGUCAUAUUCACCACCAGCUGCCAUCAACUACCAACAAAACUGCGCUUCUUACAGGCCUUUAGGAGUAGAAAGUGCAGCGGAGUCAGCAGCUCGACUGCUCUUCAUGGCAGUAAAAUGGGCGAAGAACCUUCCUUCCUUCGCUAGCCUCGCUUUCAGAGACCAGGUCAUUCUCCUAGAAGAAGCAUGGUCGGAGUUGUUCCUGCUUAACGCCAUACAAUGGUGCUUGCCCCUCGACGCUGCGUGUGCCGCUCUCUUUGGAAGCGAUCAACUUGAUCAAGAGAACGGAGUGGACUCGGCGACGUUGCGUCGUCUGAGAGAAGUGCUUGCUAGGUACAGGACAGUUCUCGUCGAUCCUGCUGAGUUCGCUUGCAUGAAGGCUAUCGUUCUUUUCAAGUCUGAAACCAGAGGCCUAAAAGACCCGCUGCAAAUAGAAAACCUCCAAGACCAAGCGCAAGUGAUGCUAAUGACUCACGCUCGCACAGCUCACGGAACAGCUCCAGCAAGGUUUGGCAGACUCCUUCUCUUACUCCCUCUCCUACGUCUAGUCACACCACAGCAGUUAGAAAGAGAAUUCUUCGCGAAGACCAUUGGACAAACUCCUAUGGAAAAGGUCUUGGCUGAUAUGUACAAAAAUUGAUAUGUAGGCUUGGUUUAAGAUGAAAUAGUUAUGGUAGGGUCAUCAUCUUCAGCGUCAUCAUUAUUAUCGUCAACUGCUUCAGAGCAUUCCUCUAUAUCUUCCUCAAUGUCGGCCUCAUGGUUCACUUGUAAAAUUGAUUGUAGCCUUUUCACAAGUAAAUUCACUUGUUUCACUAUAAAAGAGGAAUAUGCCAUAAUCUGCUCGAUGGUCAAAAAUGGCGGUUUGAAAGAAAUACGCUUAUCUGAGAGGACUGCUACUCGCUGUCUGUUAAGCAUGUUGUCUUUUAGGGCUAUAUUGCAUUGGGACACCAUGGCGACGCAACCAGUCACUCCAUAGUAGAAUUCUGAGCACUCACUCAGAAUUCCACUGCACACCAUAAGCGUUACAGUGAUUAUUGGUACCAUCCGAGCUGUUCACGCCGCCAGAUUGCCAAGUCUAGCACGAAUAACUAUCGAAUAGCUAUAGUGAACUCCAGUGAACCAACAAAUCCGAGCUCUGAAAAUGCCCGAUAUAGCUCUUUUAUUUCACGAGCGCGGGUUACCCAUAGUUGUAGUUGUAGUGCGUAUAGAUACGCGCGCUUGUGUGCGUAACUCACAGCAAGCUCAUACAUUGGCUCGCCGGCCAAAACUGGGCGUUCCCGAGCGUACGUACAAAGACAAUGUGCGUGUACAUUUACCCACACAAGUAUGGCGCACCUGUACUCGUGAGAUAAAACAUCUAUACUAUAAAGUUACGAAUGCGAUAAUUAUUGGUGCUUGACACUCAAAUGAGUAACGCUCUAUAGAGCUGUAUAAAUGUUGGUUGCGGUGACUGGUUGAGACGCCAUGGUGCAAUAUAGUUCUUAGUUGUAUACCCGAGGUGAAUAAGGAAAUGCUAUUCAUGAAAUAUAUUUAUAUCGGUUUUACCAGUUUUUACACGUGUAGGACUGAAACUGAAUACGAACAUGUCCAUACAAGUCUACAGAUGGAAUGAGGCGUGUUUAUUGUCGUAUGAUUAUGAUGAUGAUGAAAAAUGUUUUAUUUGCGUACGUGUUUUUUGUUUUGUCAU